Messenger RNA from Durusdinium trenchii, 525 nucleotides. The record is from the annotation of a GenBank genome assembly. Lineage: Eukaryota; Dinophyceae; Suessiales; Symbiodiniaceae.
AUGUUGUUCUUUGCAGUGAUUGAUUCCUGUGAUUUGAGUCAAACUUGUUUCAGCCUGACUGCUUUCUCUCCUCAAAUGUUUCCGGCCUGCUUAGACACUGAUUGUGGCAGUAGUCCACCCAUGGGUUUGAUGAUCAAGCAUUUUCUUUCUUUUGCCGUUGCUGCCGCCAAGUCGUCAAGCCUCCGAAAGCACCAGAGCACAAGCCGAAGUGACGAGCUGGCGAAGCAGCAGCAUCGUCGCCUGGCGUCUGCAUUGUUCCGCAGGUGUCGACUCGCGGUAGUUUUUGUUGUGUCCGGUGGAUGGCCGACUGUGCGCAAGUUGCGUUUGUUGAGUUGCGGAUUGUGUCGUGUGUUGCCCAGACAGCCCAGACAGAUCGAUCAGGACGACCAGGUUUUCACAGGGUGCUCAGUGCUCAGAUGUCGUGCUUUCAGAGAUUUGUGCACCGCGCGGUGUGCACAUUGGGGGCAUCCCGCGCGUCAAGGCCCCAAAUCCUCAGUGGCCGUGAUUGGUGCUACCCGCAGUUGA